AUGUCUAAUGAAUUGAGGUGUGAACAGGUUAAAGUUUUCUGCAGAAUAAGGCCAAAUCCUGAUCAAGAGGAUGAAUGCAUCAGUGUGGUUGACGAAUGUUCUUUAUCACUUCAAAACAAGCGUUCUUUCAGUGGCAGAAACAUUCAUUCAUUUUCCCGCGUUUUUGCUCCCGAUGCUACCCAAUCUGAUGUGUUUAAGACUACCCUUUUGCCUUAUGUCAAGUCCGUUUUAGAAGGUGAAAAUGUACUGUUUUUUACCUAUGGAGUUACUGGAAGUGGCAAAACGUACACAAUGCAAGGAACCCCUAAAGACCCAGGGCUUGUUCCUCGUACUCUUGAUACAAUAUUCAAUUCAAUAUCUACAUAUUCUACUCUUAAAUAUCUGUUCCUAGUAAAGCGUUAUUGUCAGGUCGUUAAACCAAAUGGUCAUAAUGGAUUCAGACUUCAGACUGAGGCAGAGGCUAUUAUGGAUCGUCAACGCCUAGAUUACACGUCGAAUCCACGAAAUCCAUAUAGGUCCAACUUACAUUGCUCCAGUAUGGACGGUCGCUUUGUCGACACAACUGUGCUUACGGUCUCGCAAAAAUCACUUUAUACCGUAUUUAUAUCAUUCAUUGAGUUGUAUAAUGAUGUAAUUUAUGACCUGCUUGAUGCUUCUACUGGAGGUUGCGCAAAGACAAUUAACCUUCACGAAGAUAUACACCGGAAUAUUUAUGCCCAUGGCGUUACCGAAUUGGAGGUUAAGGCUUCAAACGAAGCGUUAAAAGCUUACUAUCAAGUUAUUGGUUCGUUAGGGCAGAAACGUCGACGCGUCGGAGCAACUGCCCUAAAUAAAGAUUCGAGUAGAAGUCACGGAAUUUUCACUAUUAAAAUUGUUCGUACCGGCUAUGACCCUAAUUACGACGAAGUUAUAAUGGAUGACUCUUUGAUUACGGUAAGCCAACUUUGCCUGGUUGAUUUGGCUGGAUCAGAAAGAACCAGCCGCAGUGGAACUACCGGCGGACGCCUUAAAGAAGCGGCUACUAUUAAUAAAUCACUAUUAACUCUACGCAAAUGCGUCGAAGUACUGCGGAUGAAUCAAGUAAUGCAAUCGAGCCUAAAUCAGUCCGUCCAACAGCAAAUUGUUCCCUACAGAGACUGCAAACUGACACGAAUUUUCAAGUCCUUUUUUGAAGGUUGUGGCCAAGUGGCUAUUCUGAUUUGCGUGCACAAAACAAUGGAGGAAUAUGCGGAAACAGCGCACGUUCUUCAAUUUGCUGGAAGUAGCCAACAGGUCUCCACCACUCUUACUCCCGCACCCGUCGCUACUCCUUUAGUUCGUUCGGCAAGGCAUUCGAGAAGAUCAUCCACUCUUCUUUUGGUUUCCAAUGAGGAGCUUAAGUCGGCUAUUGCAAAGAUGCAGACUCUGGACGCGUCUCUCGCGGCUUCCGUUUCUGACAUUGUCUCAGCGGACGUCGAUAGCCUCCUACUCAACUUCUGCGAUUGCUUCCCAAACUGUAGCGACGGCCAUCGAAGGAACACAAAAAACACACGACCAUCGUUCACCCCAGUGCAAAAUGGCCAGCAUUCCGUUAAUUGUCCACUCUUAUCUGUGUUGCGAGCACGUGCUGAAGAACACAAUCGAAUGCGUGGUGUGUUGGUUCGGUUUGGUGUUGAUCUUCAGUCAUAUGUCGGACAAAUUUUACGACGAGCAGAGUCGGGUGACUCGCAUUUGUCACUCCUCAACACACUGGACUCUUUGAAUGUUGAAAAAUUACAAAUGGAAUCGAGGAUCCGGUAUUUGGAGAACGAAGUGACCAAGCAAAAGACGCUUGUCCGUCACGAGCGAGCCGAGCGGCUUCGCGAGGCUAACGGCGCGAGGGCACAGUUGAAAAGGUUGAGAGGCCAGGUCGACGUAGCCGCAACCCCACGAACUGCCCCUCGGCUGCAAAAGGGUCGCCGCAAAGCCUCAAACGCGUCCUCUUCCUCCUCUUGCAGCACUAUUGAUGAUGUAGCCAACUCGAAACGGUGCUCUGGGUUAGUUAGAGGCACUCCUGCGACCUCGAGUCGGGUGGCCGUUCUCUCUCGUCAAUGGGAGAUGCGCUUAGCAGCGAAGCAGCAACAAGAGGAAGCAAUGCGGUUAUAUCUGGCCAAUGGCAAUGCCAAGACCCCUAUCCAGCGGUUCCGCACAGAUGUCACCCUGGGUCGAACUCCUUUCACCGAUGCUCUUAACCGCCCCCCGGCCAUAAACCCACGUCACAGACGCUCGAAAUCUCUCGGGGGUGGUGGCGUCUGGCUGGAGCAUAAGGAGAACCACCCGACCCCACUGGGUACGAUUUUCUCUCCCACCGGCAUCCACGUACGCAAGUCGGUCACCCAACUCGAACUUGACGACACGCUCAAGGCCACUGAUUAUGUUCUGCAUCACCAGACGGCCACACCCGAUGGCAAUGUAGAGACACAGCUGUUUAAGGGCUCCAUCAUUCCGACUGCCGGUGGUGGUUCUGCGGUCGUCUUCAACGACGUGGAAGAGCUGCGCCAAGUCUCGCCUCUCAAUUCUGGCCUACGUAGAUCUGCUCGGCUUUCUUCCAAGCACUCGCUCCCCCUCACGAAGUCGGACGAAACCGCUGUCGAUGAGCAGCCGCCCGCUGCGAAGCGCAGCGCCCCCAGCCGCCAUGGCAAGCUCAGCCGCAGUCGGCAGCCCUCCCUCGUGUCAACUACAUCGGGAAUCUCAUCAACCGCCUGUGACGGGAAGUAUGAGCAGGAAAACGCGAUUGAAGAUGAUACAAGGAGCCAGACUAGCUACCAAACCAUCAGUCCACCAUCUAUGCAACUGGAUAUGUCCCGGUUUUAUGGUAUCGCCAGCACAGGAGGCAUCUCAGGGAUUGACCUCUCAACCCCGUCGUUUUAUAGCAUUUUCUAG
Mesocestoides corti is the source of this 2901-nucleotide messenger RNA. The record is from the annotation of a GenBank genome assembly. NCBI's taxonomy places the organism in Eukaryota, Metazoa, Platyhelminthes, Cestoda, Cyclophyllidea, Mesocestoididae.